Messenger RNA from Bufo gargarizans (Asiatic toad), 3807 nucleotides. It is a transcript of the gene FUCA1, whose product is annotated as alpha-L-fucosidase 1. Gene Ontology annotation, biological process: fucose metabolic process; glycoside catabolic process. Gene Ontology annotation, cellular component: lysosome. Bases 50 to 1414 code for a protein of 454 amino acids. NCBI's taxonomy places the organism in Eukaryota, Metazoa, Chordata, Amphibia, Anura, Bufonidae. The transcript has 8 exons. Gene Ontology annotation, molecular function: alpha-L-fucosidase activity. The record is from RefSeq and is a predicted model, not a curated record.
UAGUGAGCCGCUUCCGCUCUCAUGACAGUAGAGCUGCCGCAGCGUAGCCAUGGGUUCUUCCCGUCUGCUGUGCGGUCUCCUCUUCUGCUUAGUAGCUGUCCACAGCGCGGCUUCCACCCAAUAUGCCCCCGACUGGGACUCGCUGGAUAAGCGCCCCCUGCCGCCAUGGUACGACGAGGCCAAGUUCGGGAUCUUCCUGCACUGGGGAGUGUUCUCGGUGCCGUCGUUCGGCAGUGAGUGGUUCUGGUGGAACUGGCAGCAGGAGAAGAGCGCUGCCUAUGUGAAGUUCAUGGACCAGAACUACCCGCCCGGCUUCACGUAUGCCGACUUCGCCCAGCAGUUCACGGCAGAGUUCUUUGACCCGGACGCGUGGACCGAGCUGUUUGAGGCGGCUGGGGCUCGAUAUGUUGUCCUAACUACAAAACACCAUGAAGGCUUCACUAACUGGGGUUCUCCUGUAUCCUGGAACUGGAACGCUGUGGACACUGGACCUCAUCGGGACCUUGUAGGAGAUCUUGGAAAUGCACUGAAAAAAAGAAAGCUGCGCUAUGGAUUAUAUCAUUCGUUACUGGAUUGGUUUCACCCGCUUUAUCUAAUUGACAAGAAAAAUGGCUUCAAAACGCAGUAUUUUGUGCUUGCAAAGUCAAUGCCAGAACUCUACGAUCUGGUGAUGAGGUAUGAGCCAGAUUUGCUUUGGUCUGAUGGGGACUGGGAAUCGCCAGAUACUUACUGGAACUCCACUGGUUUUCUGGCCUGGUUGUAUAAUGACAGCCCUAUCAAGGACAAAGUUGUGGUCAAUGAUCGUUGGGGAAGUGGCUGUUCUUGCCAUCAUGGAGGAUUCUAUAACUGUGCUGAUAAAUACACUCCAUCCACCCUACCAGACCACAAGUGGGAGAAAUGUACUUCUGUUGAUCACUACUCUUGGGGCUAUAGACGUAACAUGCAAGUGAAUCAGCUUAUGGAUGAAGGAAGCAUCAUUGCGGAAUUGGUGCAAACUGUGAGCUAUGGAGGAAACUAUCUUUUGAAUGUGGGGCCCAGCAAGGAGGGUCUGAUUAUGCCAAUUUUCCAAGAGAGACUUCGAAAUGUUGGGAAAUGGCUGAGCAUUAAUGGAGAGGCAAUUUAUGCCACUAAGCCUUGGAGAGUGCAGUCGGAAAACGCUACAGUCAGUAUCUGGUACACUGCUAAGGAUACAGCAGUAUAUGCCACUUUCUUAAAAUGGCCUGUAGAGAAUGUUGUAAAGCUACAGUCUCCCAAACCCAAUCCAAGUACUAAUGUGACAUUGUUGGGUCUUACUGGGACAUUGACCUGGAAACAAUAUCCAGAAGGUGGUCUUCUUGUGAACCUACCAGCCAUCGCUCCUGGAGUUUUCCCUGUGGAAUAUGGCUGGACUCUGAAACUAGACGGUGUAAACUAAAGACCUGUCAAGAACAUAAAUCUAUUUUCAGUUCAGUUCAUACAUUCAUGUUAGAGAGAGAUGUGAUAAACUCUUCCAGGGUGACUAUCCUACUGGAUGUGCUGAUCUGAGACUGCUGUGGUUAAUGGGAUUCCAGGGUUGGCACUUUACUGUUCUAUGUGUUUUAAAUUUGGUGUUGUCAGAUUCAGGGGUUCUCUUAUCUGUCAGGUGAUUAAGUCUAAAAGGUUUUCAGACCUUGCACAGGUUCAUAUGGUACAUUCUAAGCUGGAUCUAGUGUUGGCCAGUCUAUGUGGGAGAGAAGCACCCAUGUAUUACAUCUUCUUCCUGCCUUAGGUUCAUAUGUGCAUUCCAAUUUCUGUCCAUUUUCCAUUAUAGGGUCCUAGAUCCAUAACAUGAUGACCGGCAGCACCCAGUGGACCCCAUUUACAACACUAUGUUCCAAAUUAUUAUGCAAGUUAAAUGUUUAUAGGAUUUCAAUAAAAUGGCCAGAGGAACAGUCUGUCGGAUACUGCCAUUCACCGCCCAGAACCCAUUGACUGUGAAAUCUGGCAGACUGUUUCUCUGACCGAACAACCUGCUAGAUUGAAAAAUGUAGAUGUUAAACUAGCCUAAAAGUUGUUUAAAGGGGCUCCAGGCUUUUAAUAUCCUCAGGAUAGGUCAUCAAACCCAGACUAGUGGGGUCCGCCGCCCCUGCUGAUCAGCUGUAUGAAGGGAAGGUGCGCACAGUGUGCAAAUGCAGUCUCUCUUCCCGCUCGGUGCUGCUUUGCCAUGGACAUAGCAGCAGCAGGAAGGGAGAUGGCACGUGCACACUACCCGCCCUGUCUCCUCAUACAGCUGGUCCGGUGCCCCACUGAUCUGAUCCUGAGGAUAGGUGAUCAAUAUUAAAAGCCUUUAAGUCAUCCCAAAAAAGCUCAUAUAUAUCAAAAUGUAACUUGAUCUUACUGGGCAUUCUAGUUGUUUCAAGGUAUCCCCUAUUUUUAUUUUAUUUUUGUAGUAAAAUUUUCUGUGUAUGCAGCAAAUAUUUCUGUUGGAAGAGAUAUAUGAAUUAUGAACCGAGCUGAAUUCUGCAGAAUAAUUCUGAACAGAUUUUGGGUUUUUAAAAUAUAAAUAAAGCUAUUGCCAUGAUCUGUGCCUCCACUUGUUCUAACCUUCACAUUGUAAAAUAGAGGGUAAAAUAAAUUCCUUGACUGUAUAGGAAAAAACAAAAAUGGUGUGUGCCUAAUAAUUUGGAACAUGGUGUGUAAUAGGUUCUGCUGGGUUUCAGUCAUGGAGUCCAUUGUUUUACCAGAAAAUAUAGCAAAGCAUGCUGCAUUAUACUUUCUGGUAAAUAUGACAAUCUGCAAUGAAGACUCCUAACACAUCUGAGGCAUUUGUGAACCUAGCCUAAUCUGGUUCAGGCUGUGUACUGCGCUCAUGACUGAAUUUCAGACCGAAUGUGAAUUGCACUAAAUGAGCAGUAUGGAUCUACUAUCAUUCAGUAGACCUAUUGUUAAUGCACUUAUUCUACAAAGUACUCUUGUCUGCCGACAUUAAGUUUACAGUGCCUUGUAAUAACUGUAACAGUAUGUUGCAGUUGAAAUGUUAUCGUUGAUGGGCUAAGGGUCUGUGAUUUGACUACGCUCCAUACUUGCUAAGCAGGCACCCAGGUUAUAUGCCUGAACACACUAGAUUGUGUAAUGUCUGCAGUGUGUUAGUAUCGUCAGGUUGCACACUCCUAAGGCUGCAUCUGCACAGCCCUAUAUACAGUGUAAGGUCCUACUUUGUGUCAUACACAGGACCAGAUCUCAAAAACAGGAAAGGCUUGCUGGCUUCCCUCUAAUAGGACCCAGUGGAGUUUUAUGGGGGCAAACUAGGUUCCUGUGAAUGCAGUUAUUCACAUGUCAGCAUUUGGUCUGUGAUUGUGAGCCAAAACUAGGUAACUAGGUGUCGGUCAGAAACACAGAACAGGUGCAGAUCUUUCCCUUAUACCUUCUCUGAAGAGGCGUCUGGUUUUGGCUCACAAUCACUGAUGGAAAUCACUGACUGUAUGAGUAAGGCCUUAGUGUGAUUGGUGAAUGUGCAUUACCUUCUGUAGAAUAAAGCCUCAGUCACACGUCCAGUGUUUUGGUCAGUGAUUUCCAUCAGUCAUUGUGAGCCAAAACCAGGAUUGGAGCCUCCAGACAUAAGGUUAGAAGGGAAAGAUCUGCACCUGCUCUGUUUUGGAGCCGCACCUGGUUUUGGCUCACAAUCACUGACGUGUGAAUGAGGCUUAAGGGUGGGGAAAAAUGAGUAACUAUUGUAUUUCUUGAUCUAAUUUGAAUUGGUUUAUGUAUAAUUUUUGUAAUCAGAUUUGCAGAUAUUGUUAUAAUAUCGUUUUUGUAGCUUUUCAAUUUUAUUAAAUGAUUAUUUACCCA